CAACAUUAACAUUAAUAUAUAAUAUAAUGUAUAUGUAUAGAUGCAGAUUCAAAGCUAUAGACUCUUAACAUAACAUCAACACAAGGAAAAAAUGUGGAAGCUUAAGAUAUCAGAGGGAGGUAACGACCCUUAUAUUUACAGUAUAAAUAAUUUUCUAGGAAGGCAAACAUGGGAGUUUGAUCCCCAUGCUGGUACUCCCCAAGAGCUGCAACAAGUUGAAGAAGCUCGCAGUAAUUACUGGGAUAAUCGUUUUCAAGUCAAGCCUUGCUCUGAUCUCCUUUCCCAAUUUCAGAUUUUAAAGGAGAAAAACUUCAAACAAACAAUUCCUAAAGUUAAAAUUGAGGAUGACCAAGAAAUUACAAGUGAAGAUGCCACAUCUGCUUUGAGGAGGAGUGUUCACUUCAUAUCUGCUUUGCAAGCGAGCGAUGGUCAUUGGUGCGGAGAACUUAGCGGUGCAUUGUUCUUCACACCUCCUCUGGUUUUUUGCCUAUAUAUUACGGGACAUCUUAAUUCUGUCUUUCCAGAAGAAUAUCGUAAAGAACUCUUACGAUAUAUUUAUUGUCAUCAGAAUGAAGAUGGUGGAUGGGGACUUCACAUAGAGGGUCAUAGCACCAUGUUUUGCACGGUUCUCAACUAUAUAUGCAUGCGAAUACUUGGCGAAGCAUCCGAUGGUGGAAAGGAAAACGCUUGUGAAAGAGGUAGAAAAUGGAUUCUUGAUCAUGGCGGCGCAACUGCCAUAAGCUCUUGGGGAAAGAUAUGGCUAUCAAUUCUGGGAGUGUACGAAUGGGAAGGCAACAAUCCUGUGCCACCUGAGUUUUGGUUAUUUCCGUCAAGUUUUCCGACACAUCCAGCAAACAUGAAUUGCUUCUCUCGACAUACCUUCGCAUCUAUGUCAUAUCUAUAUGGAAAACGAUUUGUUGGUCCAACCACACCACUUAUUCUACAAAUAAGACAAGAAAUUUAUAACGAACCUUAUAACACGAUCAAUUGGAAAAAGACACGUCAUCUAUGCGCAAAGGAAGACAAUCAAUAUCCUAAGACUUCAAUAGCAAAGUUAACAUCAGAUGUUCUUUACACAUUUAUGGAGUCAUUUUCAAGUAAAUGGCCUUUCAAUAAAUUACGAGAGAAGUCUGUUAAAGUAGCAAUGGAUCAUAUUCGCUACGAAAAUGAAAAUACUCGAUAUAUUACGAUAGGUUGUACAAUAAAAACACUUAACAUGCUUUCUUGUUGGGUUGAAGACCCCAAUGGAGAAGCUUUUAAGAAACAUCUUGCAAGGAUUUCAGACUACAUAUGGAUUGCAGAAGAUGGAAUGAAAGUCAUGGGAACGGAUGCUCAAGUAUGGGAUACCUGUUUUAUUCUCCAAGCUCUGCUUGCUAGUAAUCUUGCAACUGAAAUCGGACCUACGCUUAAGAAAGGACACGAUUUUAUUAAGAAUGCUCAGAUCGCCGAAAAUCCAGUAGGAUACGAAAGCAUGUUCGGUCAUAUAAGUAAAGGUGCAUGGCCUUUUGCGUAUAGUGAUCAAAAUUUGCCAGUUUCUGAUUGUUCUGCUGAAUGCAUGAAGUGUUGUCUACUGUUCUCAAAGAUGUCGCCUGAAAUCAUUGGUGAAAACAUAGAACCUUCUAAAUUGUACGAUACUGUUGUUUUUAUACUUUCAUUUCAGAGUAAGAAUGGCGGCGUGCCACCCUUUGAGCCAUUAAGAGGAGGGCCAUGGUUGGAGUGGUUCAGCCCGGUGGAAUUUAUUGAAAACGCUGUAGUUGAGCAUGACUACGUGGAGUGCACUUCUUCAACAGUGCAAGCAUUAAUUAUGUUCAAGAAGCUAUACCCUUCCCACAAAAAGAAAGAGAUCGAUCAUUUCAUUACAAAUGCUAUAAGCUUCAUAGAAGCAACGCAAAGGGCUGAUGGUUCAUGGUAUGGAAGUUUUGCAAUAUGCUUUACUUAUGGCACCUUCUUUGCACUAAAAGGGCUGGCUGCUGCUGGGAAGACAUAUGAGACUUGUUUGGCUAUUCGCAAAGGUGUUGAUUUUCUUCUUAAAUCACAAGGAAAUGAUGGUGGAUGGGGAGAAAGUUACCUUUCAUGCCCACAAAAGGUAUAUGUUCCUCUCAAAGGCAACCGAUCAAACCUAGUACAAACUUCUUUGGCUAUGAUGGGCUUGAUUCAUGCUGGCCAGGCCGAAAGAGAUCCUACGCCCCUGCAUCGUGCCGCGAAGCUACUGAUAAAUUCUCAAACUGAACUAGGUGAUUUUCCUCAACAGGAACCAGCGGGCGCACUCUUGAGCAACGUUAUGUGGCACUAUGGCUUAUAUCGAAAUACUUUUCCCUUAUGGGCAUUAGCAGAAUACUGCCAGCAUGUUUCUUUGCCUACUAAACUAAUUUAAGAAAAUGAACUUAAAUGUUUUUCUUCUUAAUAAAUAUUUCAAAUUUAUCAGUUGAAACUCCACAAUUUUAAUUUUCACUUCAUUCAUCAUUUGUAUUGAUUUGCUA
Molecule: messenger RNA, 2480 nt
Organism: Mercurialis annua (annual mercury)
Lineage: Eukaryota; Viridiplantae; Streptophyta; Magnoliopsida; Malpighiales; Euphorbiaceae
Product: lupeol synthase-like
Exons: 17
Coding region: 92-2374 (760 amino acids)
Biological process (GO): triterpenoid biosynthetic process
Cellular component (GO): lipid droplet
Molecular function (GO): beta-amyrin synthase activity
Source: RefSeq, a predicted model, not a curated record